Molecule: messenger RNA, 3333 nt
Organism: Bufo bufo (common toad)
Lineage: Eukaryota; Metazoa; Chordata; Amphibia; Anura; Bufonidae
Gene: MEX3B
Product: mex-3 RNA binding family member B
Exons: 2
Coding region: 237-1793 (518 amino acids)
Molecular function (GO): RNA binding
Source: RefSeq, a predicted model, not a curated record
CAGGAGGGGAGGAAAACGCCGAGUGAGCCGGGGAGGGGCUCCUUAAAGAAACGCUGCCAUCUCUGGCAUAUUCCGGCCACAAAGAAGUCGGGGAGCUGCUCCUGCGCCCACUGGAUACAAGCUGGGGGGACCCCCUGACAGCGCUGACCGCAGAGGACCGCCGCAGCCUCGCUGCCACCUCGCCUUCCUUUGUGUCUGCAGCCAGCGCUGAGGCGACGGGAGCGCCGGAGCUGACCAUGCCCAGCUCGCUCUUUGCAGACAUGGAGAGGUCCGGGAGCGGAGGAGGCGAGACCCUGGACGACCAGCGGGCUCUGCAGAUCGCCCUCGACCAGCUCUCCCUGCUGGGGCUGGACAACGACGAGGGCUCCAUCUACGACAACGAGCCCCGGAAAAAGAGCGUCAACAUGACGGAGUGUGUGCCGGUGCCCAGCUCCGAGCAUGUGGCGGAGAUCGUGGGGAGACAAGGUUGUAAAAUCAAAGCUCUGCGGGCGAAGACCAACACCUACAUCAAGACCCCGGUCCGCGGGGAGGAGCCUGUCUUUGUUGUGACUGGGAGAAAGGAAGAUGUAGCCAUGGCCAGGAGAGAGAUCAUCUCGGCAGCAGAGCACUUCUCCAUGAUCCGAGCUUCUCGCAAUAAAAACGCUUUAAAUGGGGGGUCGGUGCCCGGACCUCCAAACCUUCCUGGGCAGACCACCAUCCAGGUGCGGGUGCCCUACAGAGUGGUGGGUCUGGUGGUGGGACCUAAAGGGGCUACUAUCAAGAGGAUCCAACAGCAGACCCACACCUACAUUGUCACCCCCAGCAGGGAUAAAGAGCCCGUCUUUGAGGUCACUGGAAUGCCGGAGAACGUGGAUCGAGCUCGGGAGGAGAUUGAGGCUCACAUUGCUGUGCGCACCGGAGGGCUUAUAGAGCUGACCGACGAGAAUGACUUUCAUGCCAAUGGGACUGAUGUUGGCUUUGAUUUGCACGGCACAGGGAGCUUGUGGAGCAAACCCACCCCAGGUGUAAACUCCAGCACGGGUUCCCGCAAGGCUUUCUCCAAUUACCGCAAUGACAGCUCCAGCUCCCUGGGCAGUGCCUCCACUGACUCUUACUUUGGGGGCAACAGUGGCUCCAGGCUGGCAGAUUAUAGCCCUCCCAGCCCUGCCCUCAGCUUCACCAACAAUGGUAACAAUAACAAUAACGUGAAUGGCAAUGGAUAUGUGUAUGCCAGUGACAGCAUCUCGCCAGACUGCACCGAGCUGGCCUUUGACUCUGCUUUUGACCCAGCGCCAGCUCCACCUGGCACUACUUUGAUCUGGUCCCAGUUUGAACGCAGUGGCACAAGCAGCGUCUCCCAAUCCCCACCUUACCAAAACAAUGCCAAUGGGUUGCUGUCUAACAGGCGGCUCAAUGGGGUUGGCUGCACUGCUCCGCCCAGGCUCUCUCCUCCUUUGCACGGAAGCAGCGUGGUCCAUGAGCAUCCUUUAGCGCGCAGGGUGCGCAGUGACCCCGGAGGUGGCCUGAGCUACUCCACCUACACUAAUAUGGGCUCCGACUCCUCUUCUUCCUCGUCCUCCAGCAGCAGCAGCAGCUCUUCCUCUUCUAGCUCGUCUUCCUCUUCGUGUGGCAUGAGGAGGAAAGGCAGCCGCGACUGCUCCAUCUGCUUUGAGAGUGAGGUGAUCGCAGCCUUGGUACCCUGCGGCCACAACCUAUUUUGCAUGGAGUGUGCCAACCGCAUCUGCGAGAAGACCGAGCCUCAGUGCCCAGUGUGUCACGCAGAAGUCACUCAGGCCAUCCGCAUCUUCUCCUAGAACACUCGAGCAGCCUUCUUUAUUCCAGUACUAUGACUAGAAAUACAUAUAGCUACAUUCCCACUUGUAUGGUGCCAUACACGUGUGUUUGUGUUUUGUACAUAUAUAUAUUAUUUACCAGAACCCUUAAUAUAUUGUAAUAUAUUAAUAUGCAAAUAAUAUAUAUAUAAUAAUGUGAUGUUGCUUAUCUUACCCCCUCAUUCUUUGUAUGCUUGAGGGGCUCAUAUAUAUGUCUUUGUAGUUGCCUUUCAGGCCAUUCUAAAGGCAAACAAUGGUUUUACGCCGGGGGCCAGAUGUCAAAUAGUAACUGCAUGUCUCACUAAACGAGGGCCCCCCCCCCCCUUUGGUGCGAUUUUUCUCAGUGGUACCCACAUUGUGUAUAUAGCUUGCAGCAACCAAUUUACAUGUGCCCUCCCCCACUCCACUCCAGAAGCAAUAUUGAUUUGUGUUCUCUAAUAUCUCUGCCAUUUGCAGUGGGGCCUGUCUCUCGAAGUCAGUCUGGAGGUGGUCACAUGGUCGGUUUAUAACCCCUUUCUCCAGGGAGGUCCUGCUCUUGGAUGCUGGGGAUUCUUGACGGUUGAAGGGGUUAAAAUCUGGUGGCAAGGCCUGGAGUUGUUGAGACCAGGCCUGUUACUGUAAAAUAAUUGGUUUCUACCUUGCCAAGUGGGAAUGUGGCUCUAAAGCUGCAGUAUCUGCACAUUUCUUUAGACUUUUUAUUAUUAUUAUUUUAUUUUUUUAAAGGGAACUUGCUGAACACUAUCCCGUGGCCAUUUAUUGUAGCCGAGGGGGAGAAUCCUACAUUUUAUUGCAUGCUCUGACUAUGAACAAAGAACAGCAGUUUUACACUGUACAGUACUUUAAGACAAAUCUUCCAAAAUAUAUAUAUAUAUUUUUUAACUUUUUUUUUUUUUGUUAUGCUUGUUACGUGUGGCUUUUUAGGUUAUACAUAUAAUAUUUUGACAAGCGGAGUGAUAUUUUUAUUUUUAUUUUUUUUUAGACCUUGAAUUUUUAUUUUCUUAUGAUUUUUAAUAUUUUUUUUAUUUUUUUUUCUCUUUUGUGUGUCUUUCUCCAGAGAUGAAAAUGGGGGAAACAAAAGCUCCGUAGAGAACCCCAUGAUACUGCAGCUUUAAGAACGUAAUAUUAAAUUGUAACAUAUCUUCUAUAAAUAUAUAAAUAUAUAUGAUUAUAAAAAAAAAAAUAUGGUUUUAAAAGACGAAUUGCAUUAAUACAGAUUGAAGUAUUUUAUUCUUUUUUGACUUGAAAAAAAUUAUAUUUCAUAUUGCAAAGAUGUUUACAAGUAUUUUAAUUUUAAGUUCAGUGAACUUUUUUUGUAGCUGGGGUUUAAAUCUUUUAUUUUUAGUAUGGCCUUCUGGCAAAGAACACUGUAUUAUUUUAAUAUCACACAGGUGAAGUUUGGGAUGGGGGGGAGGAGGGGUUAAAAAAACAAAAAACACACACACACACACAACCAUAAACUGCAAAAGUGUUUUGAACAGUAUUGUGUUGGGCUGGAGAUUUUUUUUGUUUUUAUAGGUUCCUG